CCGACCGAUGGCAGUAUCUACGUGCGUGUGUGAUUUAAUUUUGUUUAGUUCGGCGUACACAAGACCAAGUUUAAGUACACUGAAAGUAAAAUUUAAUUUAUACUGAGUGGGAUUCAUCCAUGAAUAUAAUAUUCAUUAACAAUAACAUUAUGUUAUGUAGUGCUUUAAUUUGAGAUGCGAUUGUGUGAUAUAUAAGAUUGAUCCAUCUUUUAUGUGUGAUUUUGUAUCUACGACAGCGCGAAAUUGUUAAAGAUAAUCAAUAAAUUGUUCGUCAUUUGAAAUGUACAAUUAUAUUAAUGAUAAAAUUGCGAAAAGUGAUGUGUUAAACGAUUAACCGAGACAAUUUUGUGAAGAAUGUUGACAGUGUAAUCGUUGCCUUAUUUAUAAGGAGCCAUUUACACAAAGCAAAAAGUCACGUAGGCUCAUUGUGGUAAUUUCGUCGAUCAUGUACGUAAAAUUUAUAUGAUUCAGUUGGAAAGCGUUUGCUUCACGUUUUGUGUUAAUUAACUAAGAUGGAUAUAAAGAAUAUACAGAAAAAUGCCAUGCAGAAAAGUGCAGAGUUCACUUUCACUGCCCCGCCGGAAGCUCCCGUGUUCGAGCCAACACUAGAAGAAUUUUUGGAUCCCUUGGGAUAUAUAGCUAAAAUUCGUCCUGUUGCAGAGAAAACAGGAAUAUGUAAGAUAAAGCCACCAUCACGUUGGCAACCACCUUUUUCUUUAGAUGUAGAUAAAUUAAAAUUUGUUCCAAGAAUACAAAAAGUAAAUGAAUUGGAAGCCAUAACUCGUCUGAAACUUUUAUUUCUUGAAAAGAUAUUAAAAUUUUGGGAGCUUCAAGGUUCACCACUAAAAAUCCCUAUGAUAGAAAAUAAAACUUUAGAUUUGUACUGUCUUAAGUUUUGGGUGGAUGAAGAGGGUGGCUUUGAAAACUGUAACAAUCCAAAAAAAUGGCGUAAAAUCGCUAAUGCUAUGGGUUACAGUCAAAAUGCAAACACCAUGAAUUUUCUUAGAAAUAAUUAUGAAAAGAUUUUGCUUCCAUAUGAUAUUUUUGAAAACAGUAAAGAAGACAUAUUGAAAACUGUUAAAAAGACUGAGUCAAAACCUGAGAUUAAGGGUAGCACUGAACAGGAUAAACCAGUAUUUAAAGAAAUAUCAAUAGAUUCCAUUGUUACAAAAAUUGAAGAUGAAAAACCACAAUGUAGUAUUAAAAAAACUAAAACUGGAUCAGACAAAAUUGACACUGACUUCACAAAAACUAAAACUGAGUCUGAAGAAACAAAACGUAAUAGAGAAUUACGUAGACUAGCUUGUUAUGGUCCAGGGCCAAAAAUGCCAGGAUUAAAUGAUGAGGAGUUUGAUAUCACAAAGUCAAGGAAAAGACCCAGAUAUGAAUUAGAUCCAUUGGCCAUUUACACAUGUGCUAUCUGUCAAAAAGAUAAUAGAGAUGACCUUCUGCUAAUUUGUAAUGGUUGUUCUGAUACAUAUCAUACUUUUUGCCUCAAGCCACCUCUAACAUCAGUACCAGAUGGUGAUUGGAGAUGUCCAUGCUGUAUAGCUGAGGAAGUUCACAAACCAGCUGAAGCAUUUGGCUUUGCCCAAGCUGAGAGAGAAUACACUCUUCAACAAUUUGGUGAAAUGGCUGAUAAAUUCAAGUCAGAUUAUUUUGGGAUGUCUGGCCAUUUAGUACCCACCAAUGUAGCUGAAAAAGAGUUUUGGAGAAUCAUUUCUUCUGUAGAGGAAGAUGUAACAGUAGAGUAUGGUGCUGAUUUGCACUCAAUGGACCAUGGUUCUGGGUUUCCUACUAAGUCUUCAUUAAAUCUUUAUCCUGGAGAUCAAGAAUAUGUAGAUUCAGGAUGGAAUCUGAAUAAUUUACCAGUACUGGAAGGAUCUGUGCUUAGAUUUAUAAAUGCAGAUAUAUCUGGAAUGACAGUGCCAUGGAUGUAUGUUGGUAUGUGUUUUUCUGCAUUUUGUUGGCACAAUGAAGAUCACUGGAGUUACUCUAUUAAUUAUUUGCACUGGGGUGAAGCUAAGACUUGGUAUGGGGUACCAGGAAGUGGAGCUGAGUUACUGGAGAAUGCAAUGAAAGCAGCUGCACCUGAUCUAUUUAAAUCUCAACCAGAUUUAUUGCAUCAAUUAGUCACUAUCAUGAACCCUAACAUAUUAAUGGCUGCAGGUGUGCCAAUAUACAGAACAGACCAGCAGGCUGGUGAGUUUGUAGUCACAUUUCCACGUGCCUACCAUGCAGGUUUUAAUCAAGGUUAUAACUUUGCUGAGGCUGUCAACUUUGCUCCACCUGACUGGCUUAAAAUUGGCAGAGAAUGCAUUACACAUUAUAAAAAUCUCAAGAGAUUUUGUGUAUUUUCUCAUGAUGAACUUAUCUGUAAAAUGGCUUUGGAAGGUGAUCGUUUGGAUUUGGAAACUGCACUAGAAACACAGAAAGAAUUAGUCAAAGCCACAGAAGAAGAGGGCGCAUUAAGAGCAGCUUUAGCUAAGAAAGGUUUAAAAAAUGUGUGUAGAACAGCAUUUGAGUUGCUGGGUGAUGAUGAGCGCUUAUGUGAGGUGUGCAAAACAACCUGCUUUUUGUCAUCAGUGUCAUGUCCAGAAUGUAAACAAAUGACUUGUUUACAGCAUGUUGAUAUGUCAUGUAAGUGUGCAAUAUAUAAAAAGACUCUUAAUUAUCGUUAUGACAUGGAUGAGCUUCACAUAAUGUUGCAGACUAUAGAUUUCAGAGUUAACAGCUUUGAUAAGUGGAUGACAGAUGCUAAAAAUAUUCUGUUGCCCACUGCACCAGAUAUUGGCAGGCUACAAAAAUUGAAAGUUCUAGUAGAUGAAGCUGAAGAACUAAAAAUACCAAAGUGCACACUCUUGUCCACAUUAAAAGAAGAAUACACUAAAGCCACAGGUGAAGUUGAGCCAAUUGUUAUAGAACUGGAUGAUGAUUAAAUAACAAAGUUUGAACAGUACAAAGUAUAAUAGUUUAUAAUAGAUUUGAUUAGCUGAAUCCAACCAGUGAAGUAUUGACUGUUUCUAGAGUAAGAAUGUUUUUUUUUUUAAAUAUAAAUGCAGAAUGUUUUGUAAUUCUUCCUGUAUGUAUGUAUAUGUAGGUAAUAAUAUAAUUAAUGAUAAGCAGUCUCAUAAAAUUUAUCUUAACAUUUUCGAAAAGCCCUUUUUUCGAACAGUAAACAAGGCACAAAAGAAGUCAAUUGUUAUGGCUAAUUAUGUUUACUGUUUCCAAAGAGAUAUAUUAAUGUUAAUUCAUUGGCUUCAGUUAAUACCGGUAUAGACAACUGAAAAAAUACAUAAGUAAAAGUAAUACACAGCUUCCUAAUAAUCAACUUGCUAAGUUGUUGACAAUUAUCUAUUUAGUUCGUAUUGUAAUGUAGAAUUAAAAUUAGGUAAUUGAUAGACUGGACUUGUUUAACAAAUUACAAUUAAUUGUUUAUUUAUUAGUUGGUGAAUAAAUAUUAUUUCUUUGUACUAAAAGAAUGACAGUACCUAAGUAAUAUUUAAUAUUAUGUAUUUUAUGUGGUAUUAAUAACAUUUUUGUCCCACCGUAUUUAAAGCUAGAAUUUGAAGUAAAGUUGUAUUGUAAUUGACAUUUAUACUUUGUGACAUUAGUAAUUUUCAGAUGUUUAAUGUUUGAGAUGUUUAUAUUAUAAUUUAAAUUGUAACCACAUAAUUAGUAAUAAGGGUACAUAAUGGCAGUCUAGAUAUAGCAUACCUACACUGCAGUUAAAGCACAGAAGGUCUGGUAUUACUUUAGUACUUUAUGUAACAAGUUUUUACAUAGCACAAGCGUGCAUGUUCUAUUGGGACUACGCCGCUUACUUAAAUCAAUUUGGUUGUCUUUUACCAAAUAGGAUGCCUAUCGGUAUAUAAGUAAUAAAAUCGCGUUCUGUGUCCGGAGACUAUGGGGUGUUCUGUAGGCUGCUGAGCCAGUGCCAAUGCGUUGGCCAGUCAACUCAAUCUCCACGCCAUUUUGCGUUCUACUUAAAUGUAACGUAAAAGGGCGAUCUAACUUCAAAGAAUAUUAAUAUGUACUCAGAAAAUAAAUGUGCUGUUAUUAGAAUUUUUUAACUUCUUUAACGAGCGUAUCUGCUGAAAUUGGGCGAUGUGCAUAAAAGUCCAGUAAUCUAAAAAUGCAUUCCUGUUGCCGCCAUUUGUUUACUGAUAGACCAUAUAAAAGUAACAUUGAAAAUCCUGAUGAAAAAUAUAUCUGAUACCUAUAUACUCGAUAGGACAACAGAUUUUCAAGCACACGAACUACUAUCCCGGGAUUUAUUUAUUAUAUCCAUUGAUUCUAUCACAUAUUAUAUUGAAACGAUGCAUUUUUUGCAAAUUUCCCUUAGAAAUGGUUGCGGUACGAGGCGAUCAGGCACUUUAUUAAAAACUUUAAACGCACUAAAUGCCGUGUUUCUUUUCGAAACAGUAGAUUGUCGAGUUACAAUGUUAUUGUAGUUAUUCAUAAACAAUAUCAAAUCUUAGAAUCAAAUUAUUAAGUAUAAUAAUGCUACAUAUUAUAUUGUGUUGGCAUAGUAAUUAAAUAGUAUACACAUCCUAGCAUAACUUGAUAAAAUUGAUUUAGAAGAUGAACAUUUAUAAGUAUAGUAUAAUUUCAUAUUUCACAAUAAAUAUAUACCUAAUUGGAAACAUUUUUCUUUUUGAUCUCAUUGCAUGGUAUAUAUUUAAAUUUCAAAACUAAUAUAAUUUUUAGGUAUUUUGUCUUUCCUAAAAUGGCCAGAACUAACUUGAGACUUUGUGAUUGAGAGAUAAUCUAGGGUAUUACAUUUUAUAACAUGACUACUUUUCAUCUAGAGCAGAAAUACAUCCCAAGAAUACUUGCUUCAAAAAGCUAAUAAAUAUGAUAUCUUGUUUCGAAGAAGGAAGUAAACACCAUGAUACUUCAUGGACUUAGGAUCAGAAAAUGUCAAUAAAGAAAGGAUACAAGUACCUACUGUGGAGCUGUACCGUGCAUUUUGUGAUAAUAUAGUAAUUGUCUGUAAUCAUAUUUUUUUAAGAAUAUGUCUCACUCUCAAUCUAGUUGUUGAGAAUGUAUUUAUCUUACAUCACAUAAGGCUAUGAAGUCACACAGGUACUUUUUAAACACUCUUUAGAUUAAUUAAUAUUAGUAGAUUUUUAUCUAUAAGCGGAGUUGUAAUUAUUUAAUAACAUUAUUGAUUGACUGAUUUAAUUUUUAUUAUAAUGAUGAUUGCUAAUAUUGUGUUUGUCAACAAUAUUGCACCAUGUGGUGGAAGUUUAGGUUUCUUAUUCGAAUUCAGUGAUUAUUUUCUAUGAACUGUGAUUAUUUUCUUUGCCGUUUGUCAAAUUAUGGUAUGUGUAACUAAAACAAAAUUAAAAUUAUUUGAGUGAGUAUUAUCUAGAAAUAAAUAUGUGCGAAAAUUAA
Molecule: messenger RNA, 5400 nt
Organism: Plodia interpunctella (Indianmeal moth)
Lineage: Eukaryota; Metazoa; Arthropoda; Insecta; Lepidoptera; Pyralidae
Product: lysine-specific demethylase 5-like
Exons: 1
Coding region: 513-2939 (808 amino acids)
Biological process (GO): chromatin remodeling; regulation of DNA-templated transcription
Cellular component (GO): nucleus; chromatin
Molecular function (GO): DNA binding; histone H3K4me/H3K4me2/H3K4me3 demethylase activity
Source: RefSeq, a predicted model, not a curated record